CGAAAUCAUAAGGAUGGGAGGAGCGGUCGCCUACGGAGAGAUCGUAGUCUCCGGUGGGAAAUAGGAUUUGUGUGAGGAGCAGUUGUGAACUGCGGCUGCAAAGCAGAGUUUGCGCCCGUGGAAUUAAAAAUUGGCCAACAGCUCAAGGUCGAAAGCACCAGGUAUCCAUAAGAGGCCGGAUUUUGAUAAUCUAACUCCCUAAACCACCAAUAAAAUAGCUGAAUUUAACAGCGUAAUAGUCGUAAUACUGAUGAUUGAAAGACAGAACGAUUUUCCAAUUAAAGUGAAUCAAGGUUAGAUGGGCGGAGCGUUCUGUAGCGAUAGACACACUUUUAGACCAAUGAUCAGGUCAAUUCCAGCAAGCAGGCGAGAUCUUUAGCUGAGCGACAGAUCAAAAGAACCAGUGAUCGACGUGAUAUUUGAGCGGCGCCCAAUUGGGAGGGCGGACUCGCCUGGAGAAGCGCUGGGAGGCGGGACGAGGGGAAGUGGGCGGAUCUCCGCACACCCCGGCGGAAGAGGCAGAUUCAGGAAGCCAUUACGCAGCUGGCUGGCAGCGCCUGGGCCGGUCGGGAAUGGGCCCUACGCACUUUGCGUAGCUAGGGGGGUUACCGAAGGUCCGGUGCUUGGCCUCCGGCAAGCCCGGCUUAUCCCCUGUAGGGGGGGUGGGUGAGGGGUGAGGCUGAGGAAGAAGAGAAGGGGAAUUGGGGCGGUUGAGGGGAUUAUAAUUUCUUUACAAGGAGGGGUCAGGAGAGGCCAUGGCCGUCCCAGCCAAGAAGAGGAAGAUGAACUUCUCUGAGCGAGAGGUAGAGAUCAUCGUGGAGGAGCUGGAACUGAAGAAGCACCUACUGGUGAACCACUUCAACGCCGGGGUCCCUCUAGCUGCCAAGAGCGCGGCCUGGCACGGCAUUCUGAGAAGGGUCAACGCUGUGGCCACCUGCCGCAGGGAGCUGCCUGAAGUCAAGAAGAAGUGGUCUGACCUCAAGACAGAGGUCCGCCGAAAGGUUGCCCAGGUCCGGGCGGCCGUGGAGGGUGGCGAGGCCCCAGGGUCCACUGAGGAGGACGGAGCUGGUGGGCCUGGGACAGGUGGUGGCAGUGGUGGCGGUGGCCCAGCUGUAGCCCCUGUACUGCUCACCCCCAUGCAACAGCGCAUCUGCAACCUGCUGGGCGAGGCCACCAUCAUCAGCCUGCCCAGUACCACAGAGAUCCAUCCUGUGGCCCUCGGACCCACGGCCACUGCAGCCGCAGCCACGGUCACCCUGACACAGAUCCCCACAGAGACCACCUAUCACACGCUGGAGGAGGGGGUGGUAGAGUACUGUACGGCGGAGGCGCCCCCGCCCCUGCCGGCCGAGGCCCCCGUGGAGAUGAUGGCCCAGCACGCUGACACCUCCGUCAAGCCACAGGCACUCAAGAGCCGCAUCGCCCUCAACUCGGCCAAGCUGAUCCAGGAGCAGCGGGUCACCAACCUGCAUGUGAAGGAGAUCGCCCAGCACCUGGAGCAGCAGAACGACCUGCUGCAGAUGAUCCGCCGCUCCCAGGAAGUGCAGGCCUGCGCCCAGGAGCGCCAGGCUCAGGCCAUGGAGGGCACCCAGGCGGCCCUGAGCGUCCUCAUCCAGGUCCUCCGGCCCAUGAUCAAAGAUUUCCGCCGCUACCUGCAGAGCAACACGCCCAGCCCCGCCCCUGCCUCUGACCCUGGACAGGUGGCCCAGAAUGGGCAGCCGGACAGCAUCAUCCAGUGAGGGCAGGGGUCAGGCCAGCCUUCUCCUGUGAUUGGAUGACACCGCAGUGGUCUUGUAAGUGGGUUCUGUGAUUGGCCUUAGGCUAGGGCCACCCAUGUGGACAGCUCCCUCUUUGGUAGACAUUUAGGGAUCCACUGUUUCUGAGAAGUGAAGAAGACUGGGAAGAGCUUGUGGAGCUCCUGGGACCCCACUCUCUUACCCCCACCGCUUGAGCUGCCUUGCUAAGAACCCGAAGAUUGGUUGGGUGGAGGGUCAGGUGCUCGUGAUGGGAUAUGUGGUGUCAUGAGCCAGGGCUUGUGACGUGACCCAGGCUCGGUCUAGAACAACUGUAAGGAAGGCUCUCACUGGGGUCGUGU
Ceratotherium simum simum (southern white rhinoceros) is the source of this 2095-nucleotide messenger RNA. RefSeq names its product nuclear apoptosis inducing factor 1 (gene NAIF1). Lineage: Eukaryota; Metazoa; Chordata; Mammalia; Perissodactyla; Rhinocerotidae. Gene Ontology annotation, cellular component: nucleus. The record is from RefSeq and is a predicted model, not a curated record.